AGACAGACACAGACAGACAGACAGCACCAGGCAAAGCAAGGCACAAGGUAAAGCAGCCAAGCGUUAUGGACAUGGAGCUCAAGAGAUCUCUCUCUGCCUCAGUCGACAGUGAGAGAGCAGUGAAAAGCUAUGGGGCUGUGAGAGAAACCAGGUGGAGCAAUGAGACCCUGGACAAAGAUCAGCUUGACGUCAUCUCAAUGGCUGAUACCACCAUCACUCCCGAAGAAAUUGAAGCCGAGAUGUCACGAAUCCAACGUCUGCGGGAGGUGCUGGUCAGGAGAGAGUCAGAGCUCAGAUUUAUGAUGGAUGACAUCCAGCUGUGCAAGGACAUUAUGGAUCUGAAGCAGGAGCUCCAGAAAUUAGUAUCAAUACCAGAAAAGGAAAAGACCAGUGAGGACAAGAAAACUGAAGACAAACUGAUCCACAAAAUCCAGAAAUUGGUGGAGAAAAGGGACUUUCUGGUGGAAGAUGCAGAAGUGGAGAGGUUAAGAGAACGGGAAGAAGACAAGGAAAUGGACGAAUUUCUUCAGAGCAAGUUAAGGCCAUUAGGAAACAUAGUUAAAACACCUAUAGAAACUCCGAAAGAGAAGACGGUAGCUUCCGAAACUCCGCCAAACAAACCAACCGUGACCAAGGCUGGAAUUGCAUUAAUAAAGGACUGCUGUGGAAGCAUGCAGUGCAGCGUUAUGUAAUUCUCAUCAGUCGCAUUUUUACUCUCACCUCCUGUGAGCGUUUGUAAAUGAAAAUUGUAGUCAGAAUGGAUCAGACACACCUGGAUGGUAAACAAGGCCAACCAGGCUACAACUAAACCACACCGUCCAGUGUUGAAGUGAACCUUUCCUGCCUGCAUAGAUCACAAGCGCCGCAUGCUGCAAAGGAAAGUGCAUCACAAUUUCCCUCACUGUUUAGAACAAGAUGUUUUUGUACCCGGCACGUGUGAUAAAGUAGUUUGAUCAGUGUUCCAAAGUUCACUUAAAUUUUCUGUGCGCAGAUGUUCCAACAAGGACCCCCCCCCACCCCAAAGGGACAGCGAUCCAAGGUUGCGCUAUUCUGAUCUGUGAAGUAUUUCACGUGCAGCUUCAGGGACACUGUUACAACAGCACACAGUUUUAACCUAUAAAGAAGGCAACCACUAAACUCCUCAAGUUCUUAAGUGUAAUGUGAGCUGUCCUCUAGACAAACAUGUCCACAGACAGAUUAAUGUACGAUCAUCUUACUGUACUGAGUUAGAAGUUCCAAACUAGAUUGUUCAUGUAUUAUGGUUAAACGUUGGGUUGUAGGUGAAGAUAAUAUUUCUGGUCUGACAUACCAUAAGUUAGUUUGUUAGUAAUCAUGUUGCACUUGGAUCAGGGUUUAAAUUCCCCAAGUAUAAAAGUUGCAUUUGUGUAUUUAUUAAUAAAAUGUAUAAAAACAAUAUGCUGAUAUUUUAUAAUCUUUCUCUGCGUCGGUGUUAUUGAUCAUGUUCCUUCCAUUAGUUCCCUUAACCAGACAUCAGAGGAUAGUCUUGACUGUUGAAACACGACAAUAACUGGACAGUGGUCACAAGCUACCGCAAAGUUUUAAUGAAAAGGUUCUGAACAAACUACUUUUUCUUGGGAGUCAGAUUAAUUUCCCAAAUGAAUGCUAUGGAAGGAAAGAGUGUGUUUAAGGCACUUGCUCCGUCUUUCUUCUGACUGAAGAUCGCUAAAUAUUUUGCA
This is a messenger RNA of Callorhinchus milii (elephant shark), 1697 nucleotides long. RefSeq names its product bMERB domain containing 1 (gene bmerb1). Gene Ontology annotation, biological process: negative regulation of microtubule depolymerization. Gene Ontology annotation, cellular component: microtubule cytoskeleton. Lineage: Eukaryota; Metazoa; Chordata; Chondrichthyes; Chimaeriformes; Callorhinchidae. The coding region runs from base 66 to 692 and encodes 208 amino acids. The record is from RefSeq and is a predicted model, not a curated record. The transcript is spliced from 6 exons.